GGGGAGUAUAACCCAGGGGAAUUUGCGGGAUGUUGGAUCCGAUCGGGUUCGGAUGACAGGGCGAUGUGAGAAGAAUGGGGAGGGGUAGAAGGAUAGAGAAGGCGGGAUUAAAUGACCUGUUGGGUGGUAGAAAGGUGUUAAAAGCAGAAGAGCCAGAAGUGGAUCCGAGCGAGAGAAAAUGUUGAAAGAGGCGGAGGCGGAUGAAGUCAGGCGCAGAUUAGGGGGGAAUUCGAAGUGGAAUUGUAGUUAGUUAUUGGGGGGGGGUGAGUAAAAGGGAACUGGGUAGGGUAGGGUAGAAGGCUAAGCUUGGUAGGUAGGGGAAGAGGGGGGGCGAAUAAUAAUGCCACAGGGCAAGAAAAGAGAGAGAGAGAGAGAGAAAAAAGAACGAAGAAGUGAUCUUUUUUCUUUUCUCGCCCAGAAAGGAACCCAAUGAGUUCGUCCCUUUUCUUUUUUAUUUUUUUUUUCUUCUGGUUCUCGUUCUCACUCUCAGCUUUGGGGCGAGCUGAAGAAACCCGAAGACAAGAGACAAGACACGAGGAGGAUGAAAUGAAUCAUUGGAACUUACAAUUACUGCCCGUCGUCAAUGUGGGUUGCAAAUGGAGCCUUAGCGUCAAUCAGGCCCAGAUGGACAAAUGGCGGGCGGACACCGGCGGAUAGCGGGUUCGGUUGGUGCAGUGAGUGGG
This is a messenger RNA of Aspergillus aculeatinus CBS 121060, 683 nucleotides long. RefSeq lists its product as uncharacterized. The coding region runs from base 430 to 657 and encodes 75 amino acids. The record is from RefSeq and is a predicted model, not a curated record. NCBI's taxonomy places the organism in Eukaryota, Fungi, Ascomycota, Eurotiomycetes, Eurotiales, Aspergillaceae. The transcript has a single exon.